UGGUAGUGCAGUACCCACAACUGGUAGACGGCAUAGUGUGAAGAAAAAUGCUCGUGGACGACCAGUAAAAAUGUACACUUUGAAAGUGACUGUGUUGAAUGUAGACUAUACAAAGAGACCGUCCUCGUGGAAGGUGCUGAAGUUGCUUGAUAGUGUAGGCUUGGGAAAUCUCGGUAAACUGCUGGUGCCAUCAAAUCUGAUUGAACCGGAGUUUGUUCAAUUUCUGGAGCGGAAAUGUCCAGCUUUGAGUGGAAGGGGCCCCCUGACCUUUAAGCAGGCCAAAGUCAAAGGGGAUUUGUUAGACAUUGAUUGCCGGAAGACACCAAUGGACUUGAAGAAAUUGCUCGGAAAGUCCACGCUGUAUGUUGUACCAGCAGUCAUGAUAGUCAUGCCCCAACAGCAAAAUCAACGAGAAGUGAGUGCUGCAGAGGGAAGAGUAAGCACCUUCUUCUUCACACUCACAGGCCACAGAACCAUAUCGUCCUAUAAAUAACCAACAAACAGCUGCUGCUACACAU
This is a messenger RNA of Priapulus caudatus, 518 nucleotides long. RefSeq lists its product as uncharacterized. Bases 71 to 493 code for a protein of 140 amino acids. The transcript has 4 exons. The record is from RefSeq and is a predicted model, not a curated record. NCBI's taxonomy places the organism in Eukaryota, Metazoa, Priapulida, Priapulimorpha, Priapulimorphida, Priapulidae.